Akanthomyces muscarius is the source of this 264-nucleotide messenger RNA. RefSeq lists its product as uncharacterized. The transcript has 4 exons. The record is from RefSeq and is a predicted model, not a curated record. The coding region runs from base 1 to 264 and encodes 87 amino acids. NCBI's taxonomy places the organism in Eukaryota, Fungi, Ascomycota, Sordariomycetes, Hypocreales, Cordycipitaceae.
AUGAACAACAUGAAACUCAUCUGUCUUGCUUCCGCUCUCGCCGCGCCAUUGCUGGCCAAGGUUGUGCACGGCCAGAAAGGUUAUAAUUCCGACAUCAUUUGUCCUCCGUGCCCUUCUGGCCACUGCUGCAUCACUGGCGUGCGCUGCGCCCCAAUUCCUGGCCUUGGCCAGCCCUGCACCGAUAGCACUGAAGCGCCAUUUCCGGCUAUACAGUAUGAGCAGCCGUCGCAGCAGACGCGCAAGAAGGCCUGCGCCCCGACGUGA